Messenger RNA from Drosophila arizonae, 409 nucleotides. RefSeq names its product larval cuticle protein 65Ag1-like. Gene Ontology annotation, cellular component: chitin-based extracellular matrix. The record is from RefSeq and is a predicted model, not a curated record. Gene Ontology annotation, molecular function: structural constituent of chitin-based larval cuticle. Lineage: Eukaryota; Metazoa; Arthropoda; Insecta; Diptera; Drosophilidae.
UAUAACUCACGGUUACCUUUGAAGUCUCAAACGCGCAACACAUUACCUUAAACAUGAAGUUCCUCAUCGUCUUCGUUGCUCUCUUCGCCCUGGCAGUGGCAGCUCCUGCUCAAUCUGAUGAUGUCCAAGUUCUGCGCCAGGACUCAAAUGUCGGCAUUGAUAACUUCCAGACCAGUUUGGAGCUGAAUAAUGGUAUCAAGCAACAAGCCGAAGGACAACUGAAGCAAAUUAGCAACGAGGAAUCCGCCAUUGUCGUUAGGGGCUCGUACAGCUGGGUUGACCCUUCGGGCCAGCAACACUCAAUUACCUACAUUGCCGAUGAGAACGGCUACCAGCCACAGGGUGCUGACAUUCCCGUCGCACCAGUUGCCUAAGCGAAGUUGAACUCCUUAAAUAAAUUGAUUGUUUU